CACCUGCGUGCUGACAAAGUAAGGCUUACAGUAUCACUAUCAAUAUUCAUCAUCAUGUGUUUCGACUUUCAAAAUCAGCGGAAUUUUGUUUUAUUUAUAGACUGUCUAUAGUUUUAUUAUACAAUUUUUCAGUCAUUUUUAUUCAUUCAAUCAUUCUGCUGUUAUAAGUAGUACAUUGGUUUACUUUUACACAUACCUAAAAUCUACUCAACUGUUACUUUACUAUAGUUCAAUUUUACUACCGGAAUACUUUGUAUGCGUUUCCUGAACCAUGCACCAGAAUCAAAAUUUGUUUUGGUUUCAAUGAAAUAAGUCAUUUCUGCAACCAUCCAAACUUAUAUUGACAAUGAGCGACUCAAAUAUGUUUUCGUUUAUUCCUGCUUCACAUAAAGACUGCAUUCUCACUGAAAAGUGGUGUUAUACGAAAGCUGAUAAAUACGAAUGCGAAUACACCUGGAUAAUUCAAGAUUAUAGCACGAAUGCCUCCAGGAUCCGUCAGAAAGGACUGAGAUCAUCUGCAUUUUCAGCUGCGAAUGAUUCUUCCAAGUGGGAGUGGUAUUUAGAGAUUUCAAUCAAUGAUCAUUAUAACCAUAAUCUUCAAGAAUACGAAGACUGGUUGUGUAUAAGCUUACAUUUGGGAACAGAAAGGAUUCAUGACUUUAAACCAAUUUCGGGAAACGUGACUAUCUCACUCAUGGACUCCAAGAAUCGUAAAGCAAAUACUAAUGAAGCGAACUUUUUUGUUGAGUUACGUGGAGAAGAUAGUACUCGUAAUAUCCACGCGUUUAAAUUCAUUAAAUGCGAUCAUUUGAUUUCUAUAAACGACGACGUAUUAUUACCGAAAGGUGAGCUGAGGAUUCUUUGCAAACUUUAUUUCAACCGGGAAUUCGUCAAUUUUACGAAUCCGAAUGAUGUUCCAAAUCAAAUAGAUGAAUUUAAUAGUGUUACGCAUGAUUUGGAAAAAUUGCUCGAUGAUGAAGAGAGUAGUGAUCUUAUGAUUAACGUUAAUGGAAAGGAUUAUCCAGCCCAUAAAACUAUUCUGGCAGCUCGUAGCCCGGUAUUUAAAGCCAUGCUUAAACACGACGUGGCUGAAACUCAACAAAAUCGCAUUGAAAUUAAAGAUAUCGAUGAGAAUAUUUUCAAAGAACUAUUGCGAUAUAUUUACACAGGAAGAGUUGAGAAUUUGAAAGAUACCGCAUUGGAAUUGCUGCUGGUCGCUGAAAAAUAUGAUCUAGAGCAUUUGAAGAAUAUGUGUGUAAGUGCAUUGAGUGUGCUACUGUCUGAAAAAACUGCUGUAAAAAUUCUUAUUCUAUCGGAUUUGAUUAAUGUGGAGUGCUUGAAAACUCGGGCGAUUGAAUAUGUAAAAGCGAAUUUAUUAGAAGUUAUGAGAUCAAAAGACUGGAAUGAUUUGAACUCGAAUAAAGACUUGAUGAAAUGUUUAUUAGAUUCAGAUCGAUGAAAUACAUUUUUAUAAAUAAAAUGACGCUGUAAUAUAAUUUCAAGUUAUUUUUGUUAUUUUUGAUGAAUUCAAAAUAAAUAAUUAUUUCUCAAAGUA
This is a messenger RNA of Planococcus citri (citrus mealybug), 1555 nucleotides long. RefSeq names its product speckle-type POZ protein B-like. Gene Ontology annotation, biological process: proteasome-mediated ubiquitin-dependent protein catabolic process; regulation of proteolysis. The transcript is spliced from 2 exons. Gene Ontology annotation, molecular function: ubiquitin protein ligase binding. Gene Ontology annotation, cellular component: cytoplasm; nucleus. The record is from RefSeq and is a predicted model, not a curated record. Lineage: Eukaryota; Metazoa; Arthropoda; Insecta; Hemiptera; Pseudococcidae. Bases 347 to 1459 code for a protein of 370 amino acids.